UUAAGAGUCGGGCAGUGUACGAAGUAAAAACUACAUUUCCCAGGGGCAGCGCUGCACGUCACAGAGGAAAGACGGCGCACGCGUAGAGGGCGGGGGCCCUCCGCGCUGCGACUUAGCUCAUAAAACAGGAAAAGUGUGGUUCUGGACCUGCCGCCAAUCUUCGUGCGCAAGCGCGGUUAUUAUCCGCAGACUUUGAAAAGCAUUGAGGGAGGCGCUUGCUCCCGCCAGUCGCAGUUUCCAGCGGGACGUGCUUGCUCCAAUCGUGACUCGGUGACCCGUACACCAUGGCCCUUGUGUCUGCUGAUUCCCGCAUUGCAGAACUUCUCACCGAGCUCCAUCAGCUCAUCAAACAGACGCAGGAAGAGCGUUCGCGGAGCGAACACAACUUAGUGAACAUUCAGAAGACCCACGAGCGGAUGCAGACAGAGAACAAGAUCUCUCCCUAUUACCGGACAAAGCUGCGUGGCCUCUAUACAACCGCCAAAGCCGAUGCAGAGGCCGAGUGCAACAUCCUUAGGAAAGCCCUGGACAAGAUUGCGGAAAUCAAGUCACUGUUGGAAGAGAGGCGGAUCGCUGCCAAGAUUGCGGGCCUGUACAAUGACUCGGAGCCCCCCCGGAAGACCAUGCGAAGGGGCGUGCUGAUGACGCUGCUGCAGCAGUCGGCCAUGACCCUGCCGCUGUGGAUUGGGAAGCCCGGUGACAAGCCACCCCCGCUAUGUGGGGCCAUUCCGGCCUCCGGGGACUACGUGGCCAAGCCUGGGGACAAGGUGGCCGCCCGGGUGAAGGCCGUCGAUGGGGAUGAGCAGUGGAUCCUGGCCGAGGUGGUCAGUUACAGCCAUGCCACCAACAAGUAUGAGGUCGACGACAUCGAUGAGGAAGGCAAAGAGAGACACACCCUGAGCCGGCGGCGUAUCAUCCCACUGCCCCAGUGGAAGGCCAACCCUGAGACGGACCCUGAAGCCUUGUUCCAGAAAGAGCAGCUUGUGCUGGCCCUGUAUCCCCAGACCACGUGCUUCUACCGUGCGCUCAUCCAUACGCCCCCACAGCGGCCCCAGGAUGACUAUUCCGUCCUGUUUGAAGACACCUCCUAUGCAGAUGGCUACUCCCCUCCCCUCAACGUGGCCCAGAGGUACGUGGUGGCUUGUAAGGAGCCCAAGAAAAAGUGAAGCAGGCUGGCAGACUGGCAUCUACCUCCUGCCAUCCUCAAGCGGGAACACAACAAAAGACUGAUCAAAUAAAUAUGCCUCCCCUUUG
Hipposideros armiger (great roundleaf bat) is the source of this 1254-nucleotide messenger RNA. RefSeq names its product SAGA complex associated factor 29 (gene SGF29). The coding region runs from base 285 to 1166 and encodes 293 amino acids. The transcript is spliced from 10 exons. NCBI's taxonomy places the organism in Eukaryota, Metazoa, Chordata, Mammalia, Chiroptera, Hipposideridae. Gene Ontology annotation, cellular component: SAGA complex. The record is from RefSeq and is a predicted model, not a curated record.